This is a messenger RNA of Funneliformis caledonium, 2637 nucleotides long. The record is from the annotation of a GenBank genome assembly. NCBI's taxonomy places the organism in Eukaryota, Fungi, Glomeromycota, Glomeromycetes, Glomerales, Glomeraceae.
GUUAACAAGAAAAAUUGCUCAGACAUUAUUAAGCGACUGAUGGCACACCUUUUACCAUCAAGUACUUCUGAUCCAUCAACAAGUUAUCCACCCCCAUCCACGUUACUUGAGCCUGCUUACCGGGCUAAUAUUAUAAAUCGUAUUAUUUACAUUUGUUCUCAAAAUUCGUAUAGUAACAUCUCGAAUUUUGAAUGGUAUAUUGCUGUCUUGGUAGAUUUGACUUAUGUAGCUGAAGUAAAUGUCGGAGAACUAUUAGCCCAACAAAUAAUGGAUGUCGGUGUUCGUGUCAAAAGUGUACGGCAAUAUUGCGUAAAGACCAUGCAACGAUUGAUUUCGGAUACAACUCUUUUAGAAAAUUGUAAACUUUCAGAUUCAAAUGCUGAAGUGCUUUAUGCUGCGGCAUGGAUAUCUGGAGAAUUCUGCAGUUAUUUGGAAAAUCAUGUUGAGACAAUUGAGUUCCUUGUUCAACCCGGUGUUACAAAACUUUCGCAUAGCGUUCAAGCUGUAUAUAUUCACGCAGUUUUGAAAAUUUAUUCUUAUUGGGCGAAUAGUCUAGUCUACAACUGGGAUGAUGAUGUUAAGCAAGAGUUAAUACAGAUUACUGCCAAACUGAAGGAUAAAAUUGGAAUCUUUGGUUCGUGUACAGAUUUGGAAGUUCAAGAGAGGGCAUAUAAUAUACGUGAAAUAUUUUCCAUUAUUCAUCAAAAUUUGGUUAAUGGAGAGAAUAACUUCCAAGAUGAAAAUGAAUAUUCUCCAGCGAAAGCCCCUACAAUAAUCACUGAACUUUCGCCGCUUUUCUUCUCAUACGAACUCAAUCCUGUUGCUCCUAAAGCACAAAAGAAAGUCCCUAUACCAGAGGGACUUGAUUUGGAUGCUUGGAUUAAUGAGCCGCUACCAGUGUCAGAAAGUAGUGAAAGUGAAGAAGAGGAGGAAAGUUAUGGAUAUGGUUAUGGGCAGAAAAUUGGUGGAAGUGGAGAUUUAAUAUUUUCAAGUGGUAAUGGAUCCACUGUUGGUAGAAGAAGAGGAAGGAAAAAUGGAAGAAAGGGUGGAUAUGAAAGUGAAGAGAAUGAGGAAAUUCGAGAGAAACGUCGUAAUGAAAGAAGGGAACGUAUUAAGAAUGAUCCAUAUUACAUUAACGAUGACAAAAAAACUCCACUGAAACUAUCAAAGUCCGAUGGGUUGCCUUCACCACGUAAAAUCGAAGAGAUUGACGUGGAUUCAAUACCAGUAGUUCGUUUAACUAUGAAUGAAUUCGAUUUCAAAUCAAAUAGAAAGUUUUCUGGAAAAUCGAAAAGGUCAAAAGGAAUUAAGAAAGCGGAUCGGCGUUCGCCUUCGCCACCAUCAAUGCCUCCAGUCAUUUAUACUGACAUUGGUGAAAUGCCGGAGAAUGCUACUAUAUCUGAUGACGAGAAAGAAGCUAAAAAUAACAAUGUUCGACAAACAGUCUGGAAUGUGUCGGAAAAGAAUGGUGGCAUUUUAGAUGUUGAUUUUUCAGGUGUUGCUAACGUGGAUUUAUCAACGCCUUUAGGAGAUGAUGAAAAGUUUCCACAAAUGAGAGUUUAUCUUACAGCUCAUUUGAAAAAGAACAAAAGUGAAAAAUCAAAGUCGAAAUCUGGAUCAAAAGCUUCUUCAAAAAUCACAUCUAAUACUACAUCGAAAACAAGAAAUCAACGUGAGGAGAAACCUGUCAAAAAGAAGAAGUCCUCCAAGAAAAAGAAUACAGAAGAAACAGGACCUAAUAAAAAGAGUAAAAAGAAUGGUGUUCAAAAGAAAUCAAAGAAGAAAUCUGUGUCCGAACAAGUGAUAUCCGAAAACAUUCAAGAUACAAAUGGACCAUAUGAAAUCAUCAAUACUCCAGUCAAGACUUUAUUAGAUUUGGACGAUUUGCACGUUUCUUAUACAUUACAUCUAGGAACUGCAACCGAAAUUAAAAAUGAACCUCCUGCCAUCAUUGCCGAUUUUACUCUUCGAAAUAAAAUAUCGGAUAAUUCAUUAAUUCAAUUAUCAUUUACUUUUGAAUCUACAUCGGACAUUCAAUUUGAUAAUGCGUCACUAGAAAUAGGUGAAUUACAAAGUAAUGAACAAAAAGAAAUACAUAUCGAGUUUAAAGUUUUGGGAAUCGUAGGUGUGCGUUUAAAUGUGUCCGGCAACGUGUCUUAUUCAACACCGUCAUUGGACGAGGAAGAGGCGAUAAUCCACAAUAUACCUAUCAAAUUUGAAUUACCAUUAUCAGUGUUUAUGCUUAAUCUUCCUAAAAUCACUCCAGAACAAUUCAGUUCAAUCGUUUCAGAAUCGUCAAAUUUUCCUUUCUCCGGAUCAACAUUGAUUCAAUUGAAUCCAACCGAUCGUACUUUUGAACAAACUUUUCAAGAUGAAUUAAUAAGAUUAACUUCUAUUGCAACUGGGACACAUAUAGUUCAAGAAAUACCUUCAGCAAUAACUAUUUACGGUAAAAGUGUACAAGGGUAUCAAGUUGCAGGAUUAGCAAAAUUAUUUAUUGAACAGAAUGUAGAGGAAAAUGAAUUAAAUAAUCAUAAUAUUAAAGCAAAUAUAAGAAUUGAAAUUAAAUGCACGGAUCAAGCAUUCAUGGACGGAUUAGUUAGAGAGAUAGAUAACAUGUUUAAAGAAAUUUUGUGA